AUGGGAAGCUCAAGACACUGCGUGAACUCAAGCAAGGUGGGAAUCCGAGCACUUGCAAAGCUGUUCAGCGGCUUUGUUAUUGCAAGGGACGACGCCGUUGCAGCUGACCUAGCCUUAAAUCAUGGCGUCAGGAGCGUGACAAUUGAUGGAAACAUUCACAAGAGAGGCUUUCUUUCUGGCGGCUGGAGAGGUAGCAGGACUCCUCGGGUGAUGGUGACCAAGUUUGAACAUGACAGAGUUCAGAACGAGAUUCAGGGAGCAGCGUUGUGCAUUCCAGAGUUCGGACAGGAGCUGAAGCAGCUUGCUCUGGAGAUUGAGAAGGUGCAACAAGACCUUUUGAGGCUUGAUGGCAUUUCAGGAGAGACAAGGGCUUUGGCGAGAAAGGAAGCUCUUUCAGCCGUUCAGGACAUUGAGUCAAGACUGAAAAUGCUGACAAUGCAAGUUGCAAAGCUCAGAGAUGAGAAGCUGUUGAUAGAGGAGGCAAUGGAUGGCACCACUGUGCAAGAUUUGGAGGAAAACAUGAGAACACUCCUUCAACAGCAGGACGCCAUCAAGCUCCAGAUUAAGGGAAUUGAGGGAGAUAUGCAGAACUCCAUACGUGAAAGGGAGGUGCACAAGGAGAAGGUGGAUAUGUGCAUGACUGACAUUGAAAAUCUGGAGGCACAACACAACAGGCUCCGUGAUCAACUGCUAAGCCUCAAUUUAGAUCUGAAGAACGCGCAAGGAGGGAUUGCAGAGGCAAGAGAGAGGAUAUCAGAAGUGGUGAAAGUCCUGCCUGAAUCUGAGUGGAAAUCUCUUCUUCAUCGCAUCACAAAGCUCAAGCAUGCAAAGCUGUCAGACCAAGAAAGGAAAGCCUUUGGGGAGCGCAUGUCUACUUUGAAGAUGUUCAAGGACCGAGCAGCAUCCAUUGUUAACUCCAUGAAAGUUCUGAAUGAAGGAAUAUCGCGCGCAAAGUCAAAGGUGCUGAUGGUCAACAGAGACACAUACACUCGUGUGAAGUCUUCAUUUAAAAAUCUAUGCUGUCAUCUGCUUCCAAACAAGUCCGUCAAUCUCAUUCAACUUGGAGAAACAGUUGAAGAUGGCAUUAGAAUUGCCUUCUGUAACAGUCCUGCAUCAGAGGAUUCUGCACCAUCUUGGAACACAAACCUCAGUCAGCUCUCUGGUGGGCAACGAACUCUUUUGAGUGUUGCACUGGUUUUGGCAAUUGCCCAGUGCAGCCAAAACUUUGUGUACCUGAUGGACGAGGUGGAUGCUGCCCUUGAUGAGGAGAAUCAAAGCAGGGUUGGCGCUCUUGUGCAGAGCGAGCUCGCAAAAAAGGGGCAGGUCCUUUGUGUGAGUCACAAUUGGGCCUUCCAGACGUUUGCUGAUUCUGUGGUCCAGGUUUCCAUGGACAAUGGAUCCAAGAUCAGCUAUGCUCAGUUGGACUCAGGAAAGCGAGCAAAGCAUAUGGGAACUUGA
Messenger RNA from Closterium sp. Yama58-4, 1458 nucleotides. The record is from the annotation of a GenBank genome assembly. Lineage: Eukaryota; Viridiplantae; Streptophyta; Zygnematophyceae; Desmidiales; Closteriaceae.